AUGUCUACUAUGAUUACAAGAUAUUGGUGUCUGUUCAUUUGCCUAGGGAUUUUCACUGAAAUUUCAUCCCAGGACUGUAACCAAUUUCGCAGCAGGCUACAUGAAGCCAACCUGGGCAACCUGAAUCUCCUAACAAGAAAUAUGGGGUCAACCAUUCCCCAACAAUGUAUCAGGGACAUAAUAGAUUUCUCACUCUAUGCCAGUGAAGAAAAUGUGAUGAACAUGGUAAAUGAAUUACAGGGGGAGAAUGCCAAAGUAGCUAUCAAAGAACUUCUCCAACAGAUAGACCUCAUCUUCAAGGAAAGCCAGAGUGAAUUGGCUUGGGAUGAAAACUCACUAAGAGAAUUCCAUAUUGGACUGGAUCAGGAGAUAAAGAAAACAGCAGCUUGCUGGAAUACCGAGGUGGAACAUGGCACCAGAUCUCCAAGAGGUCAGAAACUAAAGCUUACCAGGCUGAGAGUGAAAAGAUAUUUUCAGAGGCUCAGAGACUUCUUGAGAAAUAAAGAUUACAAUCUGUGUGCCUGGAAGAUUAUCCAGAUCCAAAUAAGAGAAUGUUUUCAGUGGAUUAACCAGCUCAAUCAAAGGAUUCCAAAUGAAG
Thamnophis sirtalis is the source of this 598-nucleotide messenger RNA. Its product is annotated as interferon epsilon-like. Lineage: Eukaryota; Metazoa; Chordata; Lepidosauria; Squamata; Natricidae. Gene Ontology annotation, biological process: defense response. Gene Ontology annotation, cellular component: extracellular region. The record is from RefSeq and is a predicted model, not a curated record. Gene Ontology annotation, molecular function: cytokine receptor binding.